ACGUUUCAUCCGACGGAGCCAUUCGUUUGUUCGUUAUCCUCACGUCGCGAUGGAAUUAUUUUCGUUCUUUACGUCACCCUUUGGGCUGUUACUAACUACUUUGAUCACUAUCGGUAUCUUGAAAUGGAUCAAAUUGAUAUAUAGUGCAUACUUUUAUUGGAGGGGUAAAGGUAUUCCUUUUCUGCCCAAUUCACUACGGUCUUUUAUAGUGGGUUGGAAAAUAUUUCUGCGCCGAUUGAGUUUUGUCGACUAUACUAUUUUUCUAUACAAUUAUUUCCCGGAUGCCAAGUAUUUUGGAUCGAUGGAGUUUAACACACCUGUUGUGUUUCUACGCGAUCCUGAACUGAUCAAGGAUGUGAUGGUGAAGGACUUUGAUAAUUUCCAUGAUCAUCGCGGUUUCGUGGACGAAAAUCUGGAUCCGCUAUUCAGUAAAAACAUCUUUGCGUUGCGCGGAGAUCGCUGGAAGGAAAUGAGAAAUACGCUAAGUCCGUCUUUCACCGCCAGUAAGAUGAAGCUCAUGUACGAGUUGGUAUCAAAGUGUUCUCGUGAAUUUGUCAAUUACUUGAUCGAUCACCCGGAACUCUAUGAUAAUGCUAUCGAGACGAAGCAGGUCUUUCGAAGGUAUACCACUGAUGUAAUCGCCACAACGGCUUUUGGGAUAAGUGUGAAUUCUAUGGAAGAUCAAAACAACGAGUUUUACGUAAGAGGAAUAGAGAGCAGCAAAGCUUUCAGAGGAUCUCUAGUUAUGUUUAAGUUUCUAUUUAUGCAAGCAUUUCCACGUGUUGCCAAAUUGCUCGGUAUGAGAGGGUUCGCCUCAUCGAGUAUGGGCGAAUUUUUCAAGAGGAUUGUUAGAGAGACCAUCAAAGUUCGAGAGGAGCAAGGUAUCAUCAGGCCGGAUAUGAUUCAUUUAUUAAUGCAGGCUCGGGAUAAGGAAGGUCCUAGCGUCCACAAAAUGACGUUGGACGACAUCGUUUCGCAAGCUUUCAUCUUUUUCUUAGCCGGUUUUGAAACAUCCUCGACGCUGAUGUGUUUUGUCGUUCAUGAACUGGCAAUUAAUCAAGACAUUCAAGAUCGCUUGCGCGAGGAGGUGCAGCAUCUCGCCGAAGGAAACGAGAUCUCUUACGAAUCACUGUCAAAAAUGACUUACAUGGAUAUGGUGAUUUCCGAGGCGCUCCGAAAGUAUCCACCAUCGAUUCUCACCGAUAGACUUUGCACUAAGGGUUAUGAAUUGCCUCCGUCGCAGCCGGGUGGCAAAAGCGUGACUCUCGAACCUGAUAACAUAAUGACGAUAUUCAUUUAUGCUUUACAUCGUGAUCCCAAGUAUUUUCCGAAUCCGGAUAAGUUUGAUCCUGAAAGAUUCAGCGAAGAAAACAAAGAUAAGAUUAUCCCGUACACUUAUUUACCCUUUGGACAUGGACCUAGAAAAUGUAUCGGCAAUCGAUUUGCUCUCAUGGAGACCAAGAUUCUGAUAGCUCAUCUCUUACAAAAAUUCACCCUGAAGAGAACGGAAAAAACUGUCGAGCCUAUAGUAUACGAUAAGAAGGAAUUCAAUCUAGUACCUGAAGAUGGAUUCUGGAUUGCCUUGGAAAAGAGAGAAACGUGAUGAACUUGUGUACGAAAUACUAAAUAAUAAUUAUUUUCUAAUCAUUGGAAAGGAGCGUUGAUGCAUUUACAAAUUUAUAGAUAUUUAAUCGUGUAUAAUUUUUUAGUUUGUGAAGAUGGGUGUAGUCUAGGAUCUACAACACAUUAUUGCGUUUAUUUGAAUAUUAAAUUAAUUUAAUAUUAUAUAUUUUAUUGCACUAUCUCUAUUACAUUAUUAAACUUUACCGGUAGAAAGUGACGAGAUGGAGUAUUAUGAUGAACACUGUGACCUGCGUGGGCUCUUAAUUCUACUUAUUCAUAUUGAUGGUCUUUAACGACUUAUGUAACUCGUAUUUGUGUCGACAAGGAGUACGGUAGAAACGUAGUAGAGAUGGUCAUUGUUCAUUCUUUAUAUAAGAAAGAGUCUUUUAUCAUCGCGUACACUGAAAAAAAAGUAAUGUUGAACUAACAAC
Molecule: messenger RNA, 2054 nt
Organism: Camponotus floridanus (Florida carpenter ant)
Lineage: Eukaryota; Metazoa; Arthropoda; Insecta; Hymenoptera; Formicidae
Product: cytochrome P450 9e2-like
Exons: 1
Coding region: 50-1603 (517 amino acids)
Molecular function (GO): oxidoreductase activity, acting on paired donors, with incorporation or reduction of molecular oxygen; heme binding; monooxygenase activity
Source: RefSeq, a predicted model, not a curated record